Messenger RNA from Monoraphidium neglectum, 591 nucleotides. RefSeq names its product Ammonium transporter Rh type C. Gene Ontology annotation, molecular function: ammonium channel activity. The transcript has 2 exons. The record is from RefSeq and is a predicted model, not a curated record. Gene Ontology annotation, cellular component: plasma membrane. Lineage: Eukaryota; Viridiplantae; Chlorophyta; Chlorophyceae; Sphaeropleales; Selenastraceae. Gene Ontology annotation, biological process: ammonium homeostasis; ammonium transmembrane transport. The coding region runs from base 1 to 591 and encodes 196 amino acids.
AUGCACGUCCAGAACGCCACCCUCGCCGGCGGCGUCGCCGUCGGCUCCGCAGCCGCCCUCAACCUCCACCCCGCCGGCGCACUGGCCGUCGGCGCCUUUGCCGGCGCGAUGUCCACCGCCGGCUUUGCGCGCCUGACGCCGCUGCUCGAGCGCAGGAUGGGCCUCGGGGACACCUGCGGCGUGCACAACCUCCACGGUCUUCCCGGUAUCCUCGGCGGCCUCGUCGCCGGUUUCGCAUCCUUCGGCGCCGCCAACGCCGCCGCCGCGCCGCACGGCGCCGCGCAGCUCGGCUGGCAGCUCGCGGCGAUCGCGGCGACGGUCGCGAUCGGCGCGACGGGCGGCGGCCUCGCCGGCUGGGCGGCCGCGCGUGCCAACCCGAUGAGCCAGCUGAUCGACGGCGCGCACCUGUUUGACGACGGGCUGAUCUGGACCGGCGUUGACCUGGAGGUGUCCACCAAGGACCACUCUGUGGUGGGCGUGCCCAGCGUCCACGGGGGCAACGCGUACGAGCAGCACAAGGAGACGCAGGCCGCGGCGGCGGCGGCCAACGGGGCCGCAAAGGACGCGGACGCGUGCGACCAGCAGGUCUGA